Messenger RNA from Python bivittatus (Burmese python), 1348 nucleotides. The record is from RefSeq and is a predicted model, not a curated record. Lineage: Eukaryota; Metazoa; Chordata; Lepidosauria; Squamata; Pythonidae.
AGCUCCUCCCUGCAAUCUGCCUUUUCUGUGUCUUCCAGCACUUUAACAUUCAGUUCUACAUCAUUAGCAGCCACUCCUGACUGGAUAAAAGAAACUGGCCUGGAUUUGAAGUAGCAGUCCUGAUUUGUGGGGCCAGCUCUAUGCGAUCAGUGGUUUCCAGGGCCCCAUGGACUCCUCCUCCACCUCUGAGGAUAGCCUUCUGAAGAAGCCCAAAGAGAUGCAGUCACAACGCAGUGCAGCCUCAACAACAGCUGUUGUCCCAGUAUUGCCAGAAUAUCACCUCACACCUGUCCUCCCUCAAAAAGGAAGUGAAAGAAAAGAAAAGGAGAUCUGAGGACUUCCUGGAGAAAUGAAAUCCAGAGACCAUGUUAAGAACUUGAGAGUCUCCAUUUUAAUCCAUUCAGAACCUCUCCCCUUCUCAAGUGUAUACCCAGAAGCCAUGUAUGGCAACACACUAAGAAAGGAAGAGAGUGUCCCAUGCAAGACUUGGCAUUCUCUCCCUCCUGAGCCUGCAAAGCAGAGUGCGCUCAGCACUGAAGAAUAUGAUAACUACAGCGAAGAAAAUAACUAUGAUAGUAUCUCAGUUUCUUGUGAACAGAAGGCACCAGCUAAGCCAUUGGAUCCUGAUAUUAAGCCUGUUACAGCUCCAUCCAUCUCCUCUCCAGCCCAAUGGAAAAAGUACUGGAAAAGAAACCGAAUCGAUGUACUCUUGAUCCUCACUGGUAUCUCUCUCCUCCUUGGUGUCCUCCUCCUCUCAAAACUCAGGUCGCUAAAUUUCAGCUCCACAAAAGAAGGCUGUGGUGCUUCCACAGCACCAUUCAAUUUCACAGAACUAAAGACCAAUUUUCUAACCAAACUCAGAAGCUUAGAACAACGUUUUGAUGAGAAGAGAACAGCCAGUCUCCAAAAAGUGGAAGAACAACUAUUCAGAAUAGAAAGAAAAUUAGAUGGGCUACAAAAUGAAAGAGAUACUUGCUGGCGGAGAUUUCAGACAAAUAGCUACUACUUCUGUCACACUGCAGAAAAAUGGGAGAUGGCAAGAAAAAAAUGUGCUGAUGUUGACUCCCACCUGCUCAUUAUUAACAGCAAGAAAGAGCAGGAUUUUGUGAUUCAGAACAUAGAAUACUCCAUCUGGCUUGGCUUAAAUGAUGCAGAGGAAGAGGGAACCUGGCGCUGGGUUGACGGAUCACCACUGGAAAAGGGGUUCUGGAGACAAGGUGAACCCAGUGAUAGUGGGACAACUGGUGAAGAUUGUGCUGUCUUAUAUAAAGAGGGAAACUGGAAUGACAUUCACUGUGAUACAAAAGCUAGCUUUGUUUGUGAGAAGGAACAGGUCUAUGUACACUGA